This is a messenger RNA of Aspergillus wentii DTO 134E9, 1368 nucleotides long. RefSeq names its product 1,3-beta-glucanosyltransferase gel1 (gene gel1). The record is from RefSeq and is a predicted model, not a curated record. Gene Ontology annotation, molecular function: 1,3-beta-glucanosyltransferase activity. The coding region runs from base 1 to 1368 and encodes 455 amino acids. NCBI's taxonomy places the organism in Eukaryota, Fungi, Ascomycota, Eurotiomycetes, Eurotiales, Aspergillaceae. Gene Ontology annotation, cellular component: cytoplasm; fungal-type cell wall. Gene Ontology annotation, biological process: fungal-type cell wall (1->3)-beta-D-glucan biosynthetic process. The transcript is spliced from 2 exons.
AUGAAGGCCUCCGCUGUUGCUGCGGCCCUCGCCGUCGGUGCCUCCACCGUCAUGGCUGCCCCCUCCGUCCACGCCCGCGACGAUGUCACUCCCAUCACUGUCAAGGGUAACGCCUUCUUCAAGGGUGAUGAGCGUUUCUACAUGCGCGGUGUCGACUACCAGCCCGGUGGCUCGUCCAAGUUGUCCGACCCCAUCGCCGACGCUGAUGGCUGCAAGCGUGACAUCAAGAACUUCAAGGAGCUUGGCCUCAACACCAUCCGUGUCUACUCGGUCGACAACUCCAAGAACCACGAUGAGUGUAUGAGCGCUCUUGCUGAUGCUGGCAUCUACCUUGUGCUCGAUGUCAACACCCCCAAGUACUCCCUCAACCGUGCCGAACCUAAGACCUCGUACAACGAUGUCUACCUCCAGAAUGUCUUCGCCACCGUUGAGAUGUUCGCCAAGUACAAGAACACCUUGGCUUUCUUCUCCGGUAACGAGGUCAUCAACGAUGGUCCCUCGUCCAAGGCUGCCCCUUACGUCAAGGCUGUCACUCGUGACAUCCGUCAGUACAUCCGCAGCCGUAACCUGCGCACUGUCCCUGUUGGAUACUCUGCUGCCGACAUCAACACCAACCGUCUCCAGAUGGCCGAGUACAUGAACUGCGGUACUGACGACGAGCGCAGCGACUUCUUCGCUUUCAACGACUACUCGUGGUGUGACCCCUCUUCUUUCACUACCUCUGGCUGGGACCAGAAGGUCAAGAACUUCACCGGAUACGGUCUCCCUCUCUUCCUCUCUGAGUACGGCUGCAACACCAACAAGCGUCAGUUCCAGGAGGUUGGCUCUCUGUACUCCACCAAGAUGACCGGUGUCUACUCUGGUGGUCUGGUCUACGAGUACUCUCAGGAAGACAGCAACUACGGUCUUGUCAAGAUCUCCGACAACGACGUCAAGACCCUUGACGACUACGAUGCUCUCAAGUCCGCCUUCGAGAAGACCAGCAACCCCCAGGGUGACGGUGGCUACAACAAGACCGGUGGUGCCAACCCUUGCCCCGCCAAGGACUCUCCUAACUGGGACGUUUCUGACGAUGCUCUCCCUGCUAUCCCUUCGCCUGCCAAGAAGUACAUGACCGAGGGUGCUGGUGACGGCAAGGGUUUCGCUGGCUCUGGUAGCCAGAACGCCGGUACUUCUUCCACUGGAACCGCCGAGCCUGGCUCCGGCUCCGUCUCUGGUAGCAGCUCCAACCCCGGCUCUGCUUCAUCCGGUGCUACCUCUGAGGGUGCCGCCGCUGGUGUUCUCCCCAGUCUGACCAUGGCUCCUUUCGUUGUCAGCGCCGUGACCAUCAUGUCGACCCUGUUCGGCGCUGGUCUCAUCUUCGUUUAA